AUGUAUGCAUUCGUCACUCCACUACCCCUACUAGCCGCCGCCUGUCGUGAGGCCAUCGUGACCUCGCCUGCGACAUACGAUCCGGACCGGCGGUCGCGUUCACCUAGAGAUCGCUCUCCGGAUCGCUUCGACCGUGGACCGCCAUAUGACCAGGAUAGACGCCGGUCAUCCGCUGAAUCAAGAGGAAACCCCGGUGGCUUCCCUCCGAACCGUGACGGAUUUGGAGACUCGAUACGCCGAGACCCGCCUCGCGGCCCCAAGGCUCUCAUCGACAUGCCCAAUGGCCCCCGUGGAGGCUUCGGAGGAGAUUUUCGCGGCGGGCGCGGUCGAGGCAGGGGACGACCCUGGCAGGCUCGUGAUGACAGCAGAGAACGCGGUAGAGAAAGGGACAAUGAUUUUCGUGAACGCUAUCGCGACGAGCGUAGUCGCGACAGAGAGCGCGACCGCGACAGAGACAGAGACUGGCGCGACCGCGAUUUUGCCCGCAGGCGCUCUCCCAUUGGACGACCCAGAUCACCCAACCGAGACUUUCGAGAUCGUGAUCGCGAUGCACCACCGCUCCUAGACGUCGAACGACCCCGUCGUGGCUCUCGCGAUGCUGGACCCCUUUCGGCUGGGUCUACUGCAUCUGACCCGCCCUUUGGCGGACCUUCUUUUGCUCGCGGAGGCAGCUUCAUGAGAGGACGUGGAAGAGGAGGGAGAGGUGAUUGGGGCCCGGAACGAGGUAGAGGCCGCACACCCUACGACGACCGCAAUGAUCGCUAUCCUAGAAGCCGGUCUCAGGAGGGCCGCUGGGGUCGGGACCGCGAAGAUAGAGACAGAGGAGACCGCUAUCCCGAAGAUGGCCGCCGAGAUAUUCGCGAUGAUCGGGAGAGGCCCGAUAGAGAUCAUCUCCGUGGCAAACCAGAUUCCCGCACGCCCAAUCCUGCAGAGUCAACCCCGCAACCCCGCGACAUUUCUCCUCCGCCCGUCGCACCAUCCGCCCCGGCGUUUGGCUCCGUGCCAAAUAGAGGAUCGAUAUCCGUGGACGGCACCAUCAAGCCACCCUCUAUGCCUCGAGCGCACACCGAUCGCCCACCCUCCUCGGGCCAUUUGGGGCCAGAGAGCCCUUCCCUGAGCUUGCGGGGUCCCCCUCAAGGCCCGAGUCGACAUUUCAGCAGAAGAAUACCUGACUCUCCUAAGGCUAUGCGAUCUCAAACUUUUGCCUAUGGAGGCGACUAUCCAGAGCAGCGACGCCCCCGUAGCAGCGGGGCAAAUUCGGAUUCUGUCACUGGCACGGAUAAUCGAUCGCGGUCUAAUUACAGCGCCGAACCAGGCGAGAUUGUUAAAAACGAGAAUGAGAUGCAAGACUCCAGACAGUCGGCUGCUGAUCUCGACGAAGGCGAGCUUCCUCAAGACGAAAAGCUAUCUAGUCAGAAGAAACUUGACACCAAGCCUGUUUCACCAAAGCGACGCUUUAGGCGCAAGCGACCUGCCGUUAAUGUUGUUCGAUUCUCACUCCCCCCAAAGACCUCAAAAGACGACGAUUCCGAAUCUGACGAUGACGAAGACAUGGCCGACUACUUCGACAUGGAGAUCAGUAAAACCGAAUUUGAGUUGAGCAAGCUCCAAAAGCCAGGGUUGCCACUCGAAGUUCUUUCGCGCUAUGCCUCGCUGUCCCACGGAUCCAUGGUCAAAAUACUGAAUGAUGGUGAAGGGCUGACGGAUAUGCUCGGCGAACCACCAACAGGCGUUACGAUCGCCGCCGCAACUAAGGAAGAAGAGACGGUGCGCAGACCAAUCAGGGAAGAAGCUGCUGUAACAGAGCCUGCGACCAAGCCGGAAGAGGACAUUUCUGCCGUCACUGAUGUUCUGGUAGCGACCAAAAUUGAGGACACACCUAUUUCUCCGGUGGCCGAAGUCCCGGAGACUGAGAGCAAAACGAGCGAGAUGAAUCUGGAUCCAGAGCCGGAGCCAGAACCGGAGCCCGAGAAGGAGCCCGAGAAGGAGCCCGGGAAGGAGCCGGAGCCGGAGUCAAAGCCGGAACCCGCGCCGGAGCCCGCGCCGGAACCGAUACCGGAGCUUGAGCAGCCAGCCACCGUAGUGCCGCCGGUUUCUGAAACCGACAAAGUAACCGAGGAACCUGAACCCGAACCCGUGGCUGAAGUGAACGGAAGUCUACAAAUUACGGAACUGGAACUCGAAGAGUCCAAUGUACUUGAGGCUCUUGUGCCCAUGGAAAUCACCGAGACCGAAUCCAAGGUCCCAAGCACGCCUUCUCAAGUUGAGGACGAUGAGACAGAAUCCGAGGACGACACGUAUUUGGAUAUCAGUGCUGUUCGAGAAUACAUGGUCACUCCACCACCCGAGAGCUUGCCAAACUUCGCAACAAAACCCUGGGAUAAGGAUACUGACUUUCUGGCAACUCUUGACGCUGACCCCGAGAUCAAUAACUAUGUAGCGCAGCACAUGAGCAAGGUCCAUCUGGAUCGGGAUCAAGAACAGAAUGAGCAGCGCGAGCUGUACGCGGAUAAUUAUAUGCGCUAUCUCGAGUUCACGACCUCGAGUGACCCGGUUGCUGUGAAGAGCCGAGAUAAAUUCUCCGUCACGAUUCCCGUCCCGGAACCUACAGCUGCUUCGACGCCUGAACCAAAGCCCGAAGGUCGGACCUCGGGCCGCCGUUUCGCCUCUGAACGUGAUCUUGAGCGAGUUCUUCAAGCCUCCAUGCGUGAAGAUGAAGAGCGAAAGGAGCGAGAGCUUCGAAUACAAAAAGAGAAGUAUCGCAGCGAGAAAGAAGCCGAUAUUCCUAGCAUGUACUGGGACGCAGACGAACGCCAGAGUGUACAGUACUGGGACCAGUCGGGAUUCGUAUCACAAGACAGGCUUGUUUCUGCCUGGCAAGUUCUUGCGCCUGUCAACAAUUUUACGAAGGAGGAAGGGGAACUCUUCGAGAAGCGAUAUUUGGAGCACCCCAAGCAAUGGGGUAAAAUCGCGGAAGUCAUUCCCAACCGUGACUUUGGUGCAUGUAUCCAAUAUUAUUACCUUAUGAAGAAGGAUCUCAAUCUCAAGGAGAAGCUGAAGAAGCAGCCCAAGAGACGCAAGAAGGGCCGAGGCAAGCAGCGAUCUAGUGCGCUGAUGUCUGAGCUUGGCAAUGCCGAUCCAGAAACGGAAGACAAUCAGGAAACUGGCGAGAAUGGUGAGAGGCGGCGCCCGAGACGCGCUGCUGCCCCUACAUGGGGCUUUGAACAGCCUCCCAUUGACCCUGAUACUUCUACGCCUGCCUCAACGCCUGGUCGGCGUGGCCGAGGUGAGCCGGGAGAGAAGGCAGAUGGCAGGAGGCGAGGCAGAAAGUCAGCCAAGGAGAAGGAGAAGGAAAAGGAGGCGAAAGAAAAGAAGGCGAACCAGUCGUUGUCUGCCGCGUCCACUCCUGGACCAAGCAAGGGACGACCGCGAUCGUCUUCACGUAUACCCGAAGGUCCUGCACCCACGCCCAACGAAGUGCAACCUACCAUACCCAACUUUGAGCAGUCUAUCCCAUCUGGCAUUCAGCCACCGUUCUCUGUCCAUUCGCAGCCGAUGACUGGUAUUGAGCGACAACAGACACCUGUGGCCCCCCCUCCAAUAGCGGAUGUGAUAUUGGCGCCGUCUCUUCGGCCAGAGCCGCCACCACCACCACCACCUCAACCAGCCAUGGCAACUUUCAACUUGUCACAGUCCAGCCAGGAUCGUAAGGCGGCUACGCAAGCAUCUAGUUACUGGAGUGUAUCCGAAUCUAACGACUUUCCUCUGCUGCUCGCGGCAUUUGGAUCUGACUGGACCGGCAUAGCAAACCACAUGGGGUCGAAAACGGCAGUUAUGGUAAAAAACUAUUUUGUUCGCCAAAAGGACCAGACAAAACCCGAACUGGAAGCGAUUGUGUCCGAGGCAGACGCGAAGCGCAUGCGAGGUGAGAAGCGACCUGAUCCACCAAUGCCCACGACUGGUGGCCGUGGAAGGCGGUACGAUGUACUGCCACCUGCACCUGGCCGCCCUGGACCCUUUGGUGUUCCACAAGGAAUGGAAAUGCACAGCGAGCCGCCGCCGCCACCCAAGCAGGAUCCUGGGCAGCCAGGCCGGGCGCCGGGAUAUCCCGCCUACGCAGUUCCCAUUGCAAAGGCGCCUGCACAGGGUCUUGGGCCGCCUGCAGGGCAGGGACAGCCCGUCGGCGCCCAAGCCGCGCCACCGCCAGUUGGCCCGCCACUCUCUCCUUCCCGCACUGGACGUGGACCCCCGCCUGCUUUUGGCUUUCCUGAUCGUGAGCGAGAUGUUCGCGGACCCCUGGCACCAAAAGGACCGGUCGCUGGUAGUCCAGACAUACGAGAUCAACGAGUUUUGCACGAGCGCCAGAAACCCGACAUUGCACUGCGCGAGAUGCGCGACCGAGAACGAGAGCGGGAUCUCGGUCGUCCGCCUAUGCACGUGAAGCAGGAGGAGAUGCCACCCCAACAUGGUGGCUACGAGCCGUUUGGCCAUCGCCAACAGCCGAGCUUGGAACAGGUCAGACCCAAUCCGCUGUCACUCGGCCGGCCAGCAACGACAGAGCCUCCACGCAACUAUGGUCAGGGACCACAACCUGGCCGAGGACUUCUUGGCGAUCCUGGCCCUAGCCACUCGCCUCCAAUGUCGAGGCCAAUGUCGACCAUGGGCUCGCGACCACCCUCUGGGGAGCUCUACCCUACCCAUCCCUCCCAUCCCUCCCAUCCCUCCCAUCCUUCCCAUCCUCCACAGUCGCGCACUCCCGUCCCUGGUAGUGGUUUAGCGAAGCCCCCCGAGCCACGUAAGACGUCCAGCAUUAUGUCUCUGCUGAACGACGACCCUCCGCCCGCACCAAAGCGAGUCAACGAAGUUGUUACCCGGGCUGUCGCAACGCCGCCGCCACAGUCCAUGUCACGUCCGGCCUCCGCACAACAGCAGUCUGCUGCAUCUCUGCGUCGUGAACCAGAACAGGUGUACCAUGGAUAUGGCCGCAACCCCCCUCCUUCAGCAGCUCCUGCAGGUAUGCCAUCACUCAAACCUUCGCAACCUCCGCCGAUGCAAGGAUCGCGGAUGACCAUGGAUGCCCAAUCCGAGCGUGAUUACUACCGACCACAUGGAUAUCCGUCUGUGCCGCAGAAUACCGCUACCAACUCACCGCCGACGGCUCCCCAUCGAUAUGCUCCUCCACACUCGCAGGCAUACCAGCCUCAGCCUGUCUACCCGAACCAGUACAGCUCUGCGCCGCCCCCGCACGCAGCCUCGCCGCCUCCUCAGUAUGCUGGCCAUGCGGCGCCGAGGGGCAGAGACCACGGCCCUCCACCGCCGCAGAAUGUGCGCGACUCGGGCUGGCCCACACAUCAGCAGCCUCCUAGCAAUGCCUGGCAGCAGUCCCCCGGUCCUAAGACGUCACAGGGACCGCCGCCACCACAGUCAUGGUCACCGACACCGCAGGGGCAGCCGCCCCCUCACCCGCACGCCGUCAGAGACGAACGAGGAUACGCCGCGCAAGCGAUGCAAAGCCGCUACGCGCCGCCGCCGGCAACAACAAGGCCGCCCGAUCCAGGUCCACCACAAGCGCCAUACAAUCGCUACUCGGCAACGCCCGUGCCUCGCGACCCGCGCGAGAUGCCCGGCCGGAGCUACACGCCUGGAAGCUACGAUACUAGAGGGCCGCCGCCUCCCGGUCCUGGAGGAUACCCAGCGCCGGACCCGCGGGAUCAACGAGAUCCGCGAGAUCAACGAGAUCCGCGAGACCAGCGAGAUCCACGGGACAUGAUGUCGAGAGGGUUGCGACCGCAAGAGUAUGAUCGACGCCAGGAUCAGUAUAGACGAUGA
This is a messenger RNA of Cordyceps militaris CM01, 5829 nucleotides long. Its product is annotated as Myb-like DNA-binding protein, putative. Gene Ontology annotation, biological process: regulation of transcription by RNA polymerase II. NCBI's taxonomy places the organism in Eukaryota, Fungi, Ascomycota, Sordariomycetes, Hypocreales, Cordycipitaceae. The transcript is spliced from 3 exons. Gene Ontology annotation, cellular component: Set3 complex. The record is from RefSeq and is a predicted model, not a curated record. Bases 1 to 5829 code for a protein of 1942 amino acids.